This is a messenger RNA of Alternaria arborescens, 1623 nucleotides long. RefSeq names its product Cytochrome P450 52A13. The transcript has 2 exons. Gene Ontology annotation, molecular function: oxidoreductase activity, acting on paired donors, with incorporation or reduction of molecular oxygen, reduced flavin or flavoprotein as one donor, and incorporation of one atom of oxygen; heme binding; iron ion binding. The coding region runs from base 1 to 1623 and encodes 540 amino acids. The record is from RefSeq and is a predicted model, not a curated record. NCBI's taxonomy places the organism in Eukaryota, Fungi, Ascomycota, Dothideomycetes, Pleosporales, Pleosporaceae.
AUGCACAAUACUAUCCUCUUAGCAGCCUGGGCUGGCGUGUCUUAUGUUCUCUACAAGAUCAUCUCUUCGAUCAUCAUCUCGCGCCGCCAUGCUGCUGCCGCGCGUCAAUUGGGCUGCUUGCCCGCCCAUCCAAAGAAGCAGUCGCCGCUUGAUCCUCUCGGAAUUCAGAACAUCGCGGAGAUACUCGUGGCGGAUAAACAAGCUCGUCUGCCGCAGUAUCUGAAAGAGCGAGUCGAUGACGCAAGUGACAGAGAGGGCAGAGUCAUCAGCACGUUCCACCAGAACAUGAUGGGUGCCGAAUCUUUCUUCACGGUCGAACCAAAAAACAUUCAGGCUCUGUUGGCUACGCAGUUCAAAGACUUUGGACUAGGAGAAAGGCGAAAUGGAAACUUCUUUCCAUUGCUUGGUCACGGCAUUUUCUCUAGCGACGGCGAGAAGUGGGCACAUUCAAGAUCACUACUUCGGCCUCAGUUUGCGCGAGACCAGGUGAGCGAUCUGGAUCUCGAAGAGGAGCAUGUGCAGAAUAUGAUGCGAGUAAUUCGCACCAACUCGGACGGCUGGACAGACGUUACAGACCUCAAGCCGCUCUUCUUCCGUCUGACCAUCGAUAGCGCCACAGAAUUUCUCUUUGGAGAAAGUGUCGAUUCUCAGCUUGCCGCGCUGCCCGACUACAAGUCCAGCAAACCCCCAAUGGCUGUAAACGAACAAGACUUUGCCAAUUCAUUCGACAAGGCCCAAGGCACUAUCGCCACAGCUGGUCGAUUGCAAGAGGCCUACUGGCUCGUCUACAACAAGGAGUUCAAAGAACACUGCAGACGCUGCCACGCAUUCAUUGACCAUUUCGUCCAGCUUGCACUAUCGAAAGACAAGAGCAGCACUCAGGAGAAGUCACACGGCAAGCAGAAGUACGUCUUCCUUGAUGCGCUUGCAGAGUCAACCCGCGACCCCAUUGAGCUUCGAGAACAAUCCAUCUCAAUCCUCUUAGCCGGUCGUGACACUACAGCAUCGCUACUGUCAUAUGUCUUCAUGGUGCUGUCACAGCACGAGGAUGUCUUCAAGAAUCUACGUAGCAUUGUCCUGGAGUCGUUUGGUACCUAUUCCAACCCACAAGAGAUAACAUUUGAAGGGUUGAAGUCGUGCAACUAUCUGCAGUGGGUUCUGAACGAGACUCUGCGUCUUUACCCAGUGGUCCCUAUCGAUGGUCGCCGUGCCUUGAAAGAUACCACUCUACCUGUCGGUGGCGGCCCAGACGGCACCGGACGUGUCUACGUGAAGAAGGACACGCCGGUAGACUACAGUGUAUACAUCAUGCACCGUCGUAAAGACCUUUGGGGUGCCGAUGCUGACGAAUUCAAACCUGAGCGCUGGGACGGCAGGAAGAGUGGAUGGGAGUAUCUCCCUUUCAACGGUGGUCCAAGAAUCUGCAUCGGCCAGCAGUUUGCUCUAACAGAAGCUGGUUACACCAUUGUCAGGCUGGUGCAGAGAUUUGAGGCCAUUGAGGGUGUUGGGAACACUUGGGAGCCAACAGAGAAGGGUGGCAUGGGAUACGUUAGAAAUGGGUUGAGCUUGACAACUGCACCGGCGGAUGGUGUCAAGCUUCGAAUGAAGGAGGCUAGGGAGUAG